This is a messenger RNA of Salvia miltiorrhiza (redroot sage), 1636 nucleotides long. RefSeq names its product putative UPF0481 protein At3g02645. The transcript is spliced from 2 exons. Lineage: Eukaryota; Viridiplantae; Streptophyta; Magnoliopsida; Lamiales; Lamiaceae. The record is from RefSeq and is a predicted model, not a curated record. The coding region runs from base 286 to 1506 and encodes 406 amino acids.
AAGUCUUUCUCUAAAGUAAAGUUCUUGGAAAUUGACUUAAUUUCUGUCACAAGAUUCACUUUAUGAAUACAAUAAUUUCUGGUUAGUUGCACCAAACGCUCACUUUGUCAAUACAAUAAUGCAAAGAUGGGAAGAAAGCUCUUUAAAAAGAAAAUAGCGCGAAGAAAUCAGCUGCAGCAACCACGACAGCUUAAGGUGCACUAGUUUCUCUAACUUUUUUCGUCUGAGGAGCUCUGCUGCUAAUCUACAUAUAUAUUUUCUGGUUUCUUGGUUUAAUUCUUGAAGAUGACAGAGGAGAGAGAUUGUGUUACUGUUAGGAUUGAAAACUUGCUUGAUCAUUUGUCUACUUCAUUCACUCCCUCAAAGCCUAUCAUAGCUAAAGUGGAUCAACACCUAAGGCAAGUAAACGAAAAGGAUUUUGAACCCGAAAUAGUUUCUAUAGGUCCAAUUCAUCGUGGGAAAGAUCGCGUUAAGGGCAUGGAGCAACACAAACUGAGGUAUCUAAGAAAAGUAGUAGGAAGAAGAGAUGAGUUGAGCAUUGAGAAAUGUGUGUUGGAAGUGAGGAGCAUGGAGGAGAAGGCUCGCCUUUACUACCCGAAAUCAAUCAGUCUUGAUCAAGAUGAGUUUGUGGAGAUGUUGCUUCUUGAUGGAUGCUUUGUGAUUGAGCUGCUGAGAAGCUACUGGUUUAGUGAUUUGAGAGACAAGAAUGAUCAAAUAUUUCAAUUUGAUCAUAUGUUGGUUCAAAUAAGACAUGAUCUCCUGUUGUUAGAGAACCAGCUCCCUUUCUUCGUGUUGAAUGAGCUUUUCGACAUGACAAAGAUGGAAGAUCCAGACGAUAACAUACACGAUCUCCUCCUCUUCCUAGCCGGAGACGUGCUCCCAUGGCCGGAUUCCUCAAAGCUCGACUCAAGUUCAGAUAUGUUACACAAUGCAGAGCAUCUAUUAGGCCUAGUGUAUGAUUCUUGCUUCUCAUUCUCAUUCUCAGCCAAGCACUUCACUGAAAACAACGGUAGCAACACGGUGCACCACACAUACUCUGCCUCGGAGAUGGAGGAGGGCGGGAUUAGGCUACACGGGUCGAGAGGGAUCAGUCUAAGGGAUAUCAGUUUCACCAAAGGAGUCAUAAAACUCCCACCUUUAUGCAUAUCUGAUAAAACUGAGUCUCUUUUAAGGAACUUGAUCGCGUACGAGCUCUGCUUCCCUAAUGAUCAUCCAAGGUAUGUGAAAGAUUACUUGUUUUUCAUACAUUGUUUCAUCAGAUCCACCAAAGAUGUUGAGAUACUGCGACGCAGUGGGAUCAUCAGCAACUUCCUAGGCAGUGAUGAGAUGAUCUGCAGCAUGUUCAACAGAUUGGGGAAGAAUGUUGUGGUUUCAUCAUCAGAUUUUUGCUACUCAAAUGUGUUUGAGAGUGUGAACAGAUAUGAACGGCUUCGACGUGGGAGAUGGAUGGCAAGAGUGAGGAGGAAUUACUUGAAGAUAUCAGCUGUGCUGUGCUUCUCAUACUAACCUUUUUUCACACAAUUGUUUCUUUGCUUUCUUAUAAGAAAUGUUUACUCUUAUCUGCAAUGUAAACAUGUCGUGUGUUUUGGUUUGCAAGUUGCAAGUAUAUCUUAAUAAAUAAUGAACAUUGGCUUUA